ACUCGACUAUCAAAAUUGAAAGUAAAAGUUUACAUCCAGGCUUGCCAAAAAAAUUAUACAAAAUAAUACUUUUAAAAUCGCUAUAUAAACUGCUGCGGCCUAUUAGCAUAAUAGUCUACUUGUUUAAAUUGCAUUAUAGCAUUUGUAGUGGACCUUUAUGCGCGUUUCUCCAUCCAUUGUAUCGAUUACCGGAAAGCUAUUGCGCACUUACAGGCCAGCACAAGAACAAGAACACACAUAUUUUUACUUUGCUUGGAAUAACCAGGCAUAGCGUCAUCUACUUAUUUUUUAUUAUCACAAAGUAAAACAAGUGCAAAGAAGAUUUAAUAUGUUUGUAAUGUGUUUGCAAUUUUACAGUAGCCUAUAUACUGAUAAUGACUUCUGUAAUUUUACACAGGUUUGUUUAUUUGUUUAGCAGCAGCUACUCUUCCUGGGGCCCACAAACAAAACACAAGUCAUAACAAGUAACAAAACACUUAUACACUCACUGAUAUUUAAAAUACGAUAUACAAACAAUACAACAAAAAAGCAAUAUAUGAACAAAGGAAAGACAUAUGAUUUAUAUUCUUUAUGGUAGUGAAUCUGGGGGAUAGCCCCAACCGGUACUCAAACCUGGAUCAAGCGACUGUCAAGCCAACACCUUAAUCGUUUCACCAAGAGGUCCGAAGUUCUUGAUGAGGUCGGUAGGUGUUGGGUUAAGGUCACUACAUUACCACCUUAAUUCAGGCGAGCGUGUCCCCACACUUCUCUUUACCAAGUCCCUCUCCGAUGACCUCACGGGCCACAUCCCAUUUCUGACACCAAUGUAGCAAAUUCACAGGGUAGCCCGGACCGGGACUCAAACCCAGUUCCAGCGACUGUGAAGCCAACACCUUAAUCAUUAUAUCAAGAGUUCCAUAGCUCUUCAUGAGUCACCUACUCCCUGAAUUACAUCUACACUGCCCUGUCAAAGCCAGUAGAAUUGCCUGGUAUCCAUGAGUUCACUGCCAUGGGCCUGAUUAAUAACAAACAGAUCGACUACUAUGACAGUGUGGCAAAGAAGAAGAUUCCCAAACAGGACUGGAUGAGGGAGAAGCUGCCUGCAGACUACUGGGAAAAAGGCACUCAGUCACGCAAGAGCAAGGAGCAGUGGUUCAAAGUCAACGUCGAAAUCUUGAUGAAGCGCAUGAUGCAUAACAGCACUGAUGUCCAUAUCCUUCAGUGGAAGGUUGGCUGUGAGAUUGACCAACAGCCAGACGGCACAUUGAAAUUCAUAAAGGGCAUUGACCAAUACAGCUACGAUGGUGACGACUUCCUGGCCUUCGAUGAUGCUACUAUGCAGUGGGUGGCCCCAGUUGAUCAAGCUCUGCCGACUAAGAGGAAGUGGGACGGGGUGCAGAUCCUCAACCAGUACAUCAAGGGCUACCUGGAGAAAGAGUGUGUGGACUGGCUGUCUAAAUUCAUGGAAUAUGAGGAGAAAGAAUUCAGUAGUGCUGAUUCCCCUCCAAAGGUAUAUCAAUUUGCUAAAAAGGCCCAAAUUGCAGGACAUGUCCGACUGACCUGCAUGGCCACAGGGUUCUAUCCCAAAGAUGUGGUUAUGCAUAUUAAGAAGAAUGGUGUUCCAUUGACCCAAGAUGAUGGAGUGCUGUCUACAGGAGUCCUACCCAAUGAUGAUGACACCUACCAGAUCAGGAUGAGUGUGCAGAUCCCAGAGGCAGAUAAGGAAACUUAUGAAUGCUAUGUCAACCAUAGAAAUUUGAAGGAGCAAAUUGUGGAAACAUGUGAUGGAAAAUGUUGUGACUGCGGAAGUGUCGUUGGUGGAGUCAUUCCGGCAGUCAUUGUCAUUAUUGGAGUUCUGAUCUUGGUGGUCCUGUUGGUUCGGUACAGAAGAGUCAUAAUUGGUUGCUAGAUGACCAUUGGUGGCCAAACUUCCUGACCGGACGACGAAGGAACGUCAAUUCAUUUCAUAAUUUUAUAGUAUGGCUAUUGCUAACGCUUGUUAUUCAGUUACUUGUUGAUGUAGCUCAUUCUCUUCAAUGGAUGUAUUCUGUCGUAUAUUUCAUUGUUUUACUGUUACAGUGGAUGUUACUGUAUGGAGAGGCAUUUCUAAGGUAUUUGUAUAGGUCUUCAGGGAUUAUAACUAGACCUGUACUAGAUCAGGGUUAUAUAAGUCUACAGGUAUAUGCUGAUAUGUUUUUAUACCUCUGGCCAAUCAAUGACAUACUCAUUUUUAAGUAACAUUUCAAAAGAGUUGUAGACAAACAUUUUAAGUAAUAUUUUGAGUAACAAAAAAGCACAUGUUCUUUACAACACAUUUUCAGUAUGUGUGUUUCGUCAGUGUUUUUACCAGAUUGUGUAUCUUGUUUUAAGGUCCUGCAAGUAUAUGUAAAAAGUGUUAUGUUGUUUAAUAUUGUAGAGCAUUGUUAAUACUUGGGGUAUUUGCAAUAUCAUUUGUUAUGAUUGUUUAUUUCAACCUAGGGCCCAUUUCAAAACCGUUCACUGGGUUUCCAGACAAAGCUACACUUGAAUUAAUAUGCAGUGGAGUUUCUUUUAAUAUCACAUUGUAAACAUUGAUGUAUGGAGGACACAAGUAAUUCCAACAUGCAGUCUUGAAGCUCAAGACAAAAAUAUUUUGUAUCUUCUGCCAGAAACCUAGUCAGGGGUUUUUAAUGAAUAGGGCCUCUAGUGUUAUGCAUGCUACCUCUGGACUAAAUGCAUUCACCAAUGUAUUUCUUUAUUUUUGCUUGGCAUUGCUGUUACUAUUUACUAAACCAGUAUUUUACAUGACUUAAUGCAUACAUGCCCACGGAUGUACACACACAAUGUGUAUAAUCUGUACUGCUUUUGAAACAUCCUGUAUGAGUUAUUAGUUUUUCUGAAAAAAAUACAAAAUAAAUAAUUCAAGCCCUU
Messenger RNA from Coregonus clupeaformis (lake whitefish), 2889 nucleotides. Its product is annotated as major histocompatibility complex class I-related gene protein-like. The record is from RefSeq and is a predicted model, not a curated record. NCBI's taxonomy places the organism in Eukaryota, Metazoa, Chordata, Actinopteri, Salmoniformes, Salmonidae. The coding region runs from base 989 to 1888 and encodes 299 amino acids. Gene Ontology annotation, biological process: immune response. The transcript is spliced from 6 exons. Gene Ontology annotation, cellular component: external side of plasma membrane.